Molecule: messenger RNA, 7547 nt
Organism: Anguilla anguilla (European eel)
Lineage: Eukaryota; Metazoa; Chordata; Actinopteri; Anguilliformes; Anguillidae
Product: zinc finger protein 2 homolog
Exons: 5
Coding region: 1869-3566 (565 amino acids)
Biological process (GO): regulation of DNA-templated transcription
Molecular function (GO): RNA polymerase II cis-regulatory region sequence-specific DNA binding; DNA-binding transcription factor activity, RNA polymerase II-specific
Source: RefSeq, a predicted model, not a curated record
UAUGAUAAUUAUAACAAGUUUGCUUCCGAUGUAUAUUUUCUAUUUGGUUUGGUUCUAUAACAUAGGUAGUAACCGUACAUUUAAAGUUUGCUGGUUGUACGGCUUACAAUCUUGAUUCAUGCAAUGCCUUGCUAGCAGCAUAGGCUUAUCAUACCAUAAACACGCAUUAUAUUACGGCGCAUUUAUGGUAGCAGUGGGCUACCGAUCCAUCGUAAGUGAGUGGCUUUAGCCAUAUUUCUUUGCUGACUGGUUGCUGGGUCAGCAAUGUUACCAGUUACCAUGUCAACAGUUUUUUGUAUGGUUGCAAUUAAUGAGUCUUGGCUAGAUAGCUAUUUGGUUCCUAGCCGUUGCGGCUGCUUAUUGAGAGGAAUGGUGGACACUAAAUGGUAGCACUAAAGUUGAAAUGUAACCAAAAGGCAGGAACUGCACAAUGCCUUAGUCUAGUUAACUUCUGAUAUUAAUAUCACCCUCUCUGUUCUGGUAUGAGGUAGAGCGAGUGAUUCCAUUGCGUUAGCAUUACCCUGUCGUGUUCAGUGAACGAUUAACCAUUCCCUUAUCGGAGAGUUGACAGAUAAUCUCCACAUACAUCUACGUGAUUACAUUUCUUAUACCUAGUUAAUCUCACAAUAUAAAUCGCAUUUGUCUCUGGUUCAUUUAUUGACGCUAUUCAUAGGUAUUGUAAAGGACACCAUCGAAAUGCACAAAACCGUGUCAUUUUAGUGGAAUAAAGACGGAAGUUUGUGGGUCUGCUUAAUCAAUGUUUAGUAUUACCAGUAGACCGGCUGCCAGUUAAAAAUGAUACGUUUUUUAAAAUUGAGUUUGGUUUCGUUUAUUACGGCACUACUGGGUGAUUUAUGGCAUCCGAUUUAGCAAUGUCUGUUUUUCAUGCACGACCCAUUAGAAAAUAACCGGCUUAAUUACCUCGGUUACUGUUUUCCAGGGAACUUGUAAAUGACCCUUUAAAAUGACUGUCGAAUUGCAAUGUUCAGUAUUCAUUUAGAAUUAGCAUUAUAUAAGGCUUAACCACUUUUAUGAGAACUUCCCAGAAAGAGCAACUGGUGAAACUGCAAGGAUGUGAAGUUUUCUUCACUUGAUGUUAAACUCUAGCACCGAGCUGGAAAGUGAACAAGCUCGCUUUGAACCUCCAUGACAUCCAUCUCUUCAGUCUGGGCUCCACUUGCACCCUCCUCGAGGUCCUCAGACUCACCAUCUUCCACAGCCCCUGAUCAACUGAGAUGCUGGCCUCUGUGUCUGGCUCACCUCCCUUAGUCGCCUCCUGCUGGGGUCCCAUGGGAAAAAACAUGCACUGGGCAGCGACACCGUUCUGAUGCCAGCAUAUGGCUCAUUCAGCGGUUCAGCUUGGCACGAUGGCAGUGUUUGAGGACAGUCUGCCUGUACUCCUGCCGGAUUUCCCUCUGCUGCAUCUGAACUUGCCGAUGUCCUCUUGCUGUUCCUGGUUUUCGCUCGCUGGGAGAAUGUCUGCAGGGCCUGGGUGACAUCCUGACUGGACAUCCUGGAAAGUGCGUCUGCGUUGGUGUGGCAUUUUCCUUGACGGGUAACGGGUUUCAGCUGGACUCAGGCCCCUACUGGCAUAAGCAAUAAACUGCUCCUUGCCGUCCUGAAUUUGAGCAAGAACUGCACCAAGUCCUUCUCCUGAUGCAUCGGUCUGCAGCAAGAAGGGCAGAUUGUAGUCCGGGUAGCCCAGAACUGGAGCUGUGGAGCUGCACUUCUGCACACCUUUGAGCAGCAGUAUGAUGUAGGCAGGAGUCUGUCUGAGACAGGACACUGAGACAACACUACCAGAGCUCACUGAGCAGCACAGGAUCAGACAGAAAGAAGAGGAACUCAGUGGACUGGAGUCUGUCCACAUGGCAGAGUCAGAGACAGAUUGUGCUGCACCAGGACUCAACACACUGGAGCCAGAGUGUGUUACAGCACACAGCGGGGUCAGUGAUGUGCACCACACACACACACCACUGAUUAAAACAGAAACUGAUUUGGGUUUGACUCAAAUUGGGGAUCUUUUUAAGACCGAGAACCUAGACAGUACAGAUCUGGGGUAUAUAACCAAUCUGCACCCUGACCAAAUCAAAACAGAGACUGAUGAUGGAGGAUACCUUAAGGCCGAACACAUCAGUAACUUACAGGAUAUUGAUUGUAUUAAUAUUAAAUCUGAUCCAUUGAAGUGUGAAUCCAGUGAAAGUUUAGUGAGUGAUCUCAUGAAUACUGUGAAGACUGGAGCUGGUGUUGGUCACAAAGAGCAGACUGAACCAUGGCACUGUGCAGGAGAGCCAAACCCAAACUGUAAAACAGAAAAAAUUCAUGAUCUGCUGACUUCUGCGGACUUAAAUAAUCACUGUGACACAAACAAUGAAAAUAAUCUAACCAGAAUUGUCCAGAAAAGUACAGUUGAAAUGGAAAUUCAUACAGGUGAAAAGCCAAACAAGUGUCCACAGUGUCAGAAGGGGUUUAGCAGAAAAUCUGAUUUGAAUUUACACCUGAGAAUUCAUACAGGUGAAAAGCCAUACAAAUGUACUCAAUGUGGGAAGUGCUUUUCCCAAAUGCGUCGUUUAAAUAGCCACUGGAGAAUUCAUACGGGUGAAAAGCCUUACAAAUGUAAUCAGUGUGGGAUGUGUUUUUCCCAAACAAGUGCUUUAAAUUGCCAUAGGAUGAUUCAUACUGGUGAAAAUGCCAACAAAUGUCCCCAGUGUGGGAAAUGCUUUUCCACAAUAUCUAAUUUAAAUAGCCACUUGAGAAUUCAUACAGGUGAAAAGUCCCACAAGUGUACACAAUGUGGGAAAUGCUUUUCCCAAAGGUGUAAUUUAAUUAGCCACCAGAGAAUUCAUACAGGUGAAAAGCCCUACAAAUGUACUGUUUGUGGGAAGUGUUUUUCCCAAACAAGUGCUUUAAAUUGCCACAGGAUGAUUCAUACAGAUGAAAAUCCCAACAAAUGUCCUCACUGUGGGAAGUGCUUUUCCACAAUAUCAAAUUUAAAUAUCCACCAGAGAAUUCAUACUGGUGAAAAACCCUGCAAAUGCAUUCAGUGUGGGAAGUGUUUUAGGUCAAAUUCUUCUUUAAAUGUACAUCUGAGAAUUCAUACAGGCGAAAUGCCGUACAAGUGUACGGAUUGUGACAAGUGUUUUAAUACAAAAUCUUCCUUGAAUACACACCUGAGAAUUCAUACCGGUGAAAAGCCAUACAAGUGUACACAGUGUGAGAAAUGCUUUAUUUCAAGUUCUGAAUUAAGUAUACACCUGAGAAUUCAUACAGGUGAAAAGCCCUACAAAUGUAAUCAGUGUGGGAAGUGUUUUUCACAAUCAAGUGCUUUAAAUUGCCACAAGAUUAUUCAUACAGAUGAAAAAUCCUAUACGUGUCCUCAGUGCGGGAAGUGCUUUUCCACGAUAUACAAGUUAAAUAUCCACCAGAGAAGUCACACAGGUGAAAAGCCGCACAAAUGCAUUCAGUGUGGCAAGUGUUACAGCACAAGUUCUGGUUUAAAUAAACACUUUUUGACCGCAAGUCAUUUAAAUGCCCCCAGGAGAAUUAAUUCAGGUGAAAACUCCUAGAAGCCCACCCAAUGUGGGAAGUGUUUUUUUUUUUUUUUUCCCCCACGAAAUCUACUUUAAAUUUACACCUUGUAAUUGCGUGCAACAUGUCUAUAAUUUUAAGCUAAUCCAACAAUUUUAUUUUUGGACAAUUAAUAAAAAAAUAAACAUUGCGUACAACCGUAAGCCAAUGUUUUUUUGUUUGUUUGUUUGUUUUUGAUGUGUGUGUAGUAGAGCGAUAGUGUUGGGCAGAGCUCCCAGCUGAACUAGCCUAACUAAGUUUUCCAGGACCAUGUGUGUAUUUCUAAAAUCAAGUGAAUUGUAGGCUAGCUGUAUUGGCAUAAAAGUAAAAUUGUUAGACCAGCGUCACAUCUGGACAAACUAAAAUCCCAGUUUAGAUUUAAAACACCAUUACCCAUCGGAUAUUGAAAGCGAAACCUGAAAUGGAGCUGAUCGUGUCACCACCAUGAUUGCCCUGCGCCAAUUGCAAGUUUAUUACUAUCAUGGAAAACUAUACGCCAAAUUAUAUAGAAAAUCAUUAGACCAGCAUCAUAUCUGGACAAAUUCACAGAUUCACACCAUUAUCUGUCGAAUAUUGAAAGCAAAUGCAUGUUAUCGUGUUGCUAUAUUGCUGCUAUAUUGGACCUUUACGUGACCAUACCAUGAAAUCGAGUGCACAAUUGUGUCUAUAUCAUGACACUUAAUGUAACAAAGUUCUCAACAGCAGCAGAUUGGCUACAUUUCAAGUCAAUCAAGCGUGCUUGUCAGGCAGAAGAUGUAGGGAAGGGGGAUGAAAACAGGAAGAAUUAGAAUUUUAUCUGAUGCAUUUUUUAAAUGAAAUGGCGAUCUACCUGCUGGGCCCUGCGAUCGACUGGUCGGUUGCAAUCAGCGUAAUGGGAACCCCUGCCUGAGCUUUUUCACUUAAUUAUAUUUUCUAAGGUAAAAAUCCUGCAUAAUAUGCCUGACAAAUGUACUCAUGUUUCAUGAAAACAUAAUUUACUUUAUACACUGAGUGUGAGAAUGUCCAUUUAUUAUCAAGGAAUAACCUGAUAAUUCCUCAUUUUAAAAAAUCUCCAUAUUUUGGAGACAGACCAUCCUGUUUCCGUUUUCCACAUACUUGUUUAUUUUGAGUUUAAGGAGUGAAUAGAAGGCGGUUGGCCGACAAUUUUUCAGUGCUCGUAUUGGCGCAGUUUAUAGUUCUCCAGGCAUUCCUUAUUGUAUUUUGAACAGACAUGUAAAAAUACAGCACAGUGACUGGAGGCUACUUGGAACUGCUUCUUUUUUUUUUUUUUAUAACCUCUAACUGUUUUGUACGUGUAAAAAAUUCCUUUUCAAUGUACAGUGUAAUUCCUUGUUGAUUGCUGGGUGAUACUUCUGGUGAUGGAAUUGACACCUGUAUAAUUUGUUUGAAAGAAACAGUGUGAAAACUGUUUGGAAGAACCAUUCUAAUGUCUUUACGUCCUAAUGUCCAAACUAUGCUGAAAAUGAACGAGACAUGACUGGCCUUGACGGGUUCUGCUACUGCCAAUGUAGAGGUUUAAAUGUGUAUGUCAGCUAAAGCUGAUCAUUGGGUUUAAGACUGUUUUAUCAGUUGAGGAUCUUUGUUAUUUUUCUAAAUUGUAUAUGAAUUGUUUAUGAAAUAAUUUUAUACAAUGAAUGUGCACAUAACUAGGCCUUUAUGCCUCUCAGCCCUUCAAUAUGUAAAAUUCAUAUUUAGCAUCGUAAUCAUUAUCAUCAGCAAGAUCCUCAAUAAUAUUGUCUUAAAAUAUAAAAUAUUUAACAUUAUUGGGUGGCAUGUAAAUUGUGUGCAUUGAAAUACCAAUCAUAAAAUAUUAGUCUUUCCAGCUGUUGGAUGAUUUCAGAUUUCCUUAUACCACCAUUAUGUUUAUCAUAAUUGCCUCAGACUUCUCUGUGCAUUCACACCCACAGCCCCAUGGGGAGGGGAGUGCUUUGAAGGAUGAGAGAGAUGACGUCAGGUCAGUAGGCAGUGGGUUAUAUCAGCGUUUCUCAACCCUGGUCCUGGCAACCCACUGUGUAUGCAGGUUUUUUUUUGUUAAAGCCUGAUCAAUCGAGGUUAAAAUGUGUUUAUGUUCUACAUCAUUGUGUGGUUUUACUUAAUGCAGAGGUGGCUUGCCAUUUGCUAUCAGUAACCUCUAUUUUACACAGAUGGUUUUCCACAUUCUCUGCAAAUGGGGCCCAACUGAUUGUGGCUUUAAGAGGGUAAAUCAGCUUUCAAUAGAUGAAACAUUGUUCUAAUUAAGAACAAUUAGCAGCUCAUUAGAAAACUGAGCUUGUUGUGAUAAUUGGAAGAACAACCAGCAUGCACAGUGCAUUCCCAUGACCCAGGCUGAGAAACAUUGGUUUAUGUGACAUAAUGGAUUUUUUUUUUAUUCGUGGAUUUAAAAAAAAAAAAAAAUUAUUCAUGAAAAUAAUUCCAAAAACGUAAAAUGCAAAGUACUACUAUCCAAAGAACAUUUUGAUUUCAGAUUGCAUAUGAGCAGAAAUAUAUGAAGUUUUUGCCAUCAAAUUCGGCCAUGCUAGGCAUUCCUAAUUAGCGACAUGCUCAGAAAUCAUACUGUGUCCAGCCUUUAUGGGCUGAAUUCUUCUGGUUACCACAGAAUGAAUUGAACUUUCGAGUUUUUGAGUCGUUUGAGUUAUUUUCUCAUACUUGACCAAUAGAAGACGCCAAUUACCGAAUAUGGUAUUUAGGUUUUAUUCCUGCCUCUGACUCUAGCUGGAGUUACUCAUUUGCAGCUCUUAGCAAAAAGUAGGUGCUGGCAACAACAUAUCAGCAUGUCAGAGAGCCAGCAUUUUCUUCCUCACAUUUAGAUACUGCUAGGCUAAGCUCUAUCUUCAGAGAGACAUGUGAUCUUUAACCAGUGAUGUGAGUAGCUCCAGUCACCACAAUGUCCUUCCCACACACAGCCAACUGUCACAUGGUGUGAAUUCACCUUUUGUUCAAUAACCAUCUAAACAGAAGCUACUGCUAAGCACACUUUUUUUUUUUUAAUUUGAAUUUUAUAUUAUUUUCAAAGAGUAAACAUACACACAGACAUACAUACACAGAAAUCAAUUAAAGGAAAAUUAAAAUAAAAUAAAAAUAGUAAAUAAUAUAUCAAUAUAUGAAUGACAGAGGUGUUACAAGGGUGAAAUCUGGGAUCACAAUUUCAUAGGUCAAAUUAUGUUGGGUGUUCCGGAGUCAAAUCUAGGGAACAUUGGCAUUUUCAUGGUCAGUUCGGCCACCUUUCGGAAUGUUCCUCCUCAUACAAGUCAGCAAGGUUUGAGGUGCACCUUUCCAUUACCAACCAGUCCAAAAGGGGCCGCAACCACAGAUCAGCAUUUUUCAAUGCUGUGCAAUAAUUCUUUUGGCUGUCAUACAACCAGUGGUUAACAGUCGUUUGUGUCGCUUAGGCCAUGGGCCUUGAGGAAUAAUGUUAAAGUCAAUCAAUCAAUCAAUCAAAUUUUAUUUAUAGAGCACAUUUCAUACAAGUGAUGCAGCUCAAUGUGCUGUACAUAAAAAUAAGAAGAGAAGUAGAUAAGUCGGACUGAAAUUUGAAAUACUGCAUCAUUAUUUAUAUUCUAUACCAUUGCAAAAUUGUUUUUAAAUGGUUUUAAAAUGUUUUUUUUUUUGUUAAAGAUAAAAAUGUAUACUUUUGGACAUAUCACAAUUUGAUAAAGUUACUAUGGUGCUAGUCAACUACAGCCUUGGCCGAAGUGAUAAUACCAUGCCAUUCUCAGAAUAAUAUAUAUUUUCUUUUAUUUUGUACCGCAUAGGAAAAGUACAUUGUACCUCCGAGAAUUUAAAUAAAGGUUCUGACUGACUGACUGACAUGUGCUUUACAUACCUACAUUAAAAGACGGUUUGGAUAUUUUAACAGGCACAGGUGCGAGCGAGCCUGUUGCCAACAAUAUCCGUUUAUCAUGCCAUUGCAAGCAAACCUGUUUCCUGUUUCCAACAAUCUUUGUAUCGCUCUGUACUGCAAUAAAUGCAGAUCCCGUGCA